Messenger RNA from Tachysurus vachellii, 2673 nucleotides. RefSeq names its product FERM and PDZ domain containing 2 (gene frmpd2). Gene Ontology annotation, cellular component: cytoskeleton. The transcript is spliced from 21 exons. The record is from RefSeq and is a predicted model, not a curated record. Gene Ontology annotation, molecular function: protein binding. The coding region runs from base 1 to 2619 and encodes 872 amino acids. NCBI's taxonomy places the organism in Eukaryota, Metazoa, Chordata, Actinopteri, Siluriformes, Bagridae.
AUGAGUACUUUUAUGAGCCUCUUAGAGGUGCUGGAGGUCCAAGGGUCUGCUCUGGAUGAGGAUGAGGUGUGGGCAAUCCUCUUCAUUGCAGCAGAAACUUUAACAAGCAUCUCAAAUAAAGGUCCUGUUAAUCUGUGCAGUAUUAUUAGCCCAGGCUCCAUUUUGAUCUCGCCUAGUGGCAGCGUUGCCUUCAAAACCUGCAGCCGCACCGACAAUGUGGCCUCUUUCACCUCUCCUGAGAUGACAGUGGCUCAGUCUUCUUCCAGCAAAGAGGCUGUGGAGAAGAUGUUAAUUUACUCUCUGGGAAUGACACUGUACUGGGCUGUAGAUUAUCAGAUCCCUCCAGAUCAGCCUAUCCAGCUUACUGACCACUUGAACAGUCUUCUACUGAGUAUGUGUGAGGAAGAGUUUCAUCGACGGCCUAACCUGCAGGAGGUGCUGCAGCAAUGUGAAAAGCACCAAAAGAAUGCUCUGCUUCUUCCUCCAGAGAGAACCAUCAAACAGCUGGUCCAGGAUGUUUUUCAGCAUCCAGCAGAGAAUGUGUUGGCUAACAGAUCAAUAACAGAUCAGAGUCAGUUGAUUAGACACAGGCUUCGAGGAGGCUACACUGAGAAUUCUGCUUGCAUCCCAAAAGCAGUCAGUUCACCAUCCCACAUUGUCCAGGCUAAAAAUAACAGAAGCUACUAUUUCUCCCAUCACAGAGGAAGCACCAGCAGUGCAUACCUUGACAUCCAAAGGCAGCACAAUGACAGAUCUAACCAGUCAUUUGACUCUUCACUCAAUCUAAGUGAGAGGAAGCUAAAGAACUUGGGACCCGAGUUUGUUCGCAUUUUGGAUGAGCCAUUUAUUACUUUGGAGCUGCCAAGUUCCAUUGUGUCAAAGAAAUGGAAAUCUUGUUCAACACAAAGGGACGUGAGAGUGAUUAUGCCAAAUGGACAGACCAUCCUAGUAAAGUGUGAUGUCAAGACUAGAGGAGGAGAUGUGUUUGAUAUGAUUAUUGCCCAUUCAAAAAUGGUGGAGCACUUCUACUUUGGCCUUGCUUACACUGACAAUAAAUUCUUCUUUCUGGAUAACAAUACCAAAAUUUAUAAAAUUGCCCCAGAGAGCUGGAAAAAAGUAUCCACAUCCACGUUUGUCCUUUAUGUCCGAAUCAAAUUUUUUAUCACUGAUGUCAGUCUACUUUUACACAAACUGACACAACACCAGUACUACAUGCAGCUCAGAAGGGAUAUUCUCGAAGACAGAUUGCCCUAUACCGAAGAGACUGGCUUGUUUCUCAGUGCAUUGGCUUUGCAAGCUGAAUUUGGUGACAUUUUGCCUGAGAUGUAUGGGAGGGAGUACUAUCAGCCUGAGCACUAUAUUCCCAAGAGCUUGAUGGAGAAAAUGUCACUGCCUUGCCUGAAACAAGAGUUACAGCAAUUACAUGCUAAUAAUGCAAAUAUGACUGCUGAGGAGUCCGAGCUUGAAUUCCUCAAGGUCAUCCAGCAGCUUCCACAGUACGGGAUGCUUUUUCAUCGUGUGGUCCAAGAAAAGAUGUUUAGCACAGGAGAGCUGCUCUUGGGGGUGUGUACCAAAGGCAUCGCUGUGUAUGAAGUAAAAAACAACAUCCAUACCAUGAGAUUUAGAUUCCACUGGAGAGAAACCAUCAAUAUCUUUGCAGUUAAACGUAAAUUCAUAAUUGUGAGCAGCAUCAGUAUGAAGAAACACAUGUUUCUUAUGGAGAAAUCCAGAAUUGCAAGUUACCUCUGCAGCCUGUGCACAGCACAGCACAAGUUUCACAAGGAGAUGAGCUCUCGCCAGUUGAGCCACAGUCUUGUCUCAGGCGAGUCCUUUACUGUAAUACAGGCUCUUGCCCAGAAUGAAACAAGCAGGAGGAUUUCCUGUUUUGAGGGGAACUCUAAUGAUGGCAGACCUGAUGUAGCUUGUCAUGACUCCAUGAGCAAGCUGUGUGAUGACGUUGCCAAUCGUAUUGAAACUAAAAUCAAACAGCAGCGCUACAAGUUAGAUCCUUGUAGUUCUUUGAGUCAAGAUUUUCAGAGAUUCAGUGUAUCUUCAAAGCGAAGCUCUGGGGUUUCAUCCAUCCCUUCUUUUUUAAGAGAGACUCCAACAAGCCACCGAGCUCCUGCAAGAGAAAUUCUCUGUGUAACUUUAACAAAAGAUGUGAAAUUAGGCCUUGGUAUUAUAAUUGUUGGAGAAGACAGUGCUAGUGGUCUGGAUCUAGGUAUCUUUAUUGCAUCUGUUGUGCCAGGAGGACCAGCUAAUAGAGAUGGACGAAUCAGACCAGGUAGCCGGUUAAUCUCACUAAAUCAGAUUAGUCUGGAGGGAGUCCCCUUUAAUGAAGCAGCAGAAAUCAUACAAAGUAGCCCCAACCAGGUGGAGCUCAUCAUCUCCCAGUUCAAAGGUAAAAAUGAAAACUGCAUUGCAGAAAGAUACUAUGAACUACCGACCAGCAUGUUGUAUUUGCGUAUCUCUGUAGACAGUCCAGCAGGAGAUGGUCUUGACGAGUUGGUGACGGUGAUGAUGACGCCAAAAACUGGCCGUAGGCUCCAUGUGCCUAAAGUUCAUGUCCUCAGUGUACAGGCUGAUCUGAUUCAGAGAGAUAAUCUGGCCACUGUAUGAGAAUCUGAGCCCAGACAUCUCUAUCUCCAGCCACAUAUACCAGCUCCUCCUAGG